Pseudoliparis swirei is the source of this 5962-nucleotide messenger RNA. It is a transcript of the gene trim9, whose product is annotated as tripartite motif containing 9. Bases 49 to 2232 code for a protein of 727 amino acids. The record is from RefSeq and is a predicted model, not a curated record. The transcript has 11 exons. NCBI's taxonomy places the organism in Eukaryota, Metazoa, Chordata, Actinopteri, Perciformes, Liparidae. Gene Ontology annotation, molecular function: protein binding; zinc ion binding.
CACUCUACCGCCGCCGUGGAUUCCCUCGCCUCCCAGAGAAGAGCAGCCAUGGAUGAGAUGGAGGAAGAGUUGAAAUGCCCCGUGUGCGGCUCUUUUUUCCGGGAGCCCAUCAUCCUGCCGUGCACGCACAACAUCUGCCUGGCGUGCGCCCGGAAUAUCCUCGUGCAGACCCCGGACGCGGAGUCCCCGCAGAGCAGCCGAGCCUCCGGAUCCGGCGUCUCUGACUAUGAUUACCUGGAUAUGGAUAAAAUGAGUUUGUACAGCGAGGCGGACAGUGGAUACGGUUCCUACGGGGGCUUCGUCAGCGCUCCGACCACCCCGUGCCAGAAAUCACCGAACGGGGUUCGGGUUUUCCCCCCGUCGGUGCCCCAGCCUCCUCCGCAACAGCACCUGCUGCUGCAGCCCGGCUCUCUGCCGCCGAUCCCGCGCAACUCCUGCAUCACCUGCCCGCAGUGUCACCGCAGCCUCAACCUGGACGAGCGGGGGCUCCGCGGAUUCGCCAAGAACCGGGUGCUGGAGGGGGUCGUGGACCGGUACCAGCAGAGCAAAGCGGCCGCUCUUAAGUGCCAGCUGUGCGAGAAGAGUCCCAAGGAGGCCACCGUGAUGUGCGAGCAGUGCGACGUCUUCUACUGCGACCCGUGCCGCCUCCGGUGCCAUCCUCCCCGCGGUCCCCUCGCCAAGCAUCGCCUGGUGCCGCCGGCGCAGGGGCGGAUAAGUCGCCGCGCGAGUCCCCGCAAAACCUCCACGUGCACGGAGCACGAGCUGGAGAACCUAAGCAUGUACUGUGUGCAGUGUAAGAUGCCCGUGUGUUAUCAGUGUCUGGAGGAGGGCAAACACGGCACGCACGAAGUCAAAGCUCUGGGCGCGAUGUGGAAACUGCACAAGGGCCAGCUGUCUCAAGCUCUCACUGGCCUGUCGGACCGAGCCACCGAGGCCAAAGAGUUCCUGGUUCAGCUGAGAAACAUGGUGCAGCACAUCCAGGAGAACGGGGUGGAGUUCGAGGCCUGUUUGGUGGCGCAGUGCGACGCCCUCAUCGACGCCCUGAACCGACGCAAGGCCCAGCUGCUGUCCCGGGUCAACAAAGAGCACGAGCACAAGCUGAAGGUGGUCCGGGAUCAGAUCUCCCACUGUACGGUGAAGCUGCGUCAGACCACGGGGCUGAUGGAGUACUGCCUGGAGGUCAUCAAGGAGAACGACCCCAGUGGCUUCCUGCAGAUCUCUGACGCUUUGAUCCGGAGGGUCCACAUAACAGAGGGCCAGUGGGGGAAGGGAACCCUCACCCCCAGGAUGAGCAGCGACUUUGACCUGACCCUGGACAGCGGCCCGCUCCUGCAGACCAUCCACCAGCUGGACUUUGUCCAGAUGAAAGUCCCAGCUGCUCCCAUGCUCCAGCUGGAGGAAUGCUGCACCCAGAACAACAGCGCCACGUUGUCAUGGAAACAGCCGCCGCUCUCCACCAUCGACGUGGACGGAUACAUCCUGGAGCUGGACGAUGGAAACAUGGGGCUUUUCAGGGAAGUGUACGUGGGGACGGAGACCAUCUGCACGGUGGACGGGCUCCACUUCAACAGCAUGUACAAGUCCAGGGUGAAGGCCUUCAACGCCAGCGGGGUGGGCCAGUACAGCAAGACCCUGAUGAUGCAGACCUCCGAGACUGGACUCCCUCCGUGUGAUAUUCAGUCUCUAGGCGCAGUCGCUUGGUUCACCUUUGACCCCGCCUCCGCCCACCCCGACAUCAUCCUCUCCAACGACAACCUGACGGUGUCCUGCAACAGCUACGACGACAGGGUGGUCAUGGGUAACUCGGCCUUCUCCCGCGGCGUCCAUUACUGGGAAAUGACCGUGGAUCGCUAUGACAACCACCCGGACCCGGCCUUCGGGAUCGCUCGGGCCGACGUGCUGAAGGACGUGAUGCUGGGGAAGGACGACAAGGCCUGGGCCAUGUACGUGGACAACAACCGCUCCUGGUUCAUGCACAACAACUCGCACACCAACAGGACGGACGGCGGCAUCGGGAAAGGAGCCACGAUAGGAAUUCUCCUGGACUUCACACGCAGGAUCCUCAUCUUCCUCAUCAACGACGAGCAGCAGGGUCCGGUGGCUUUCGAAGCCCUGGAGGGCGUCUACUACCCGGCGAUCAGCCUCAACCGGAAUGUCCAGAUCACACUGCACACUGGUCUACCCAUCCCUGAUUUCUACACCCCCGGGGAGGUGGAUCCCUCUGACUGCUAAGGACUCACACGGCGGAUUACCCAGGGUUCAUUCAUCCUGCCGGUCAAUAACGAUGACCCGACCGUCACCCUCCUCUCCCCAUCUCCGUCGACCCCCUGACCGACUGACCCCAUGACCCUCUGUCAGAGGCCCCAUCCAGUGCUGAGCCCAUGCCUUUAUCACGCCGACACGUCAUCCACCCGCAGGACACAAGCAGGCAUUUGCUUUACUACCUUGUAUUUUGACCCGUUAUAGUUUGAAGAAGGUAAAAAUUCCAUUGAAAAAUAAUCUCACACUCGUUGACCUGAAACUUUGUCAGGGCUCUCAAGUUUUGAAGACAGGCAAGAGUGACAUUUCCAUCAGCCCCCCCCCCCCGCAGAACAAAAUUUUCGGAUAUCAGUCAGUCGCGCGCAAUUCCAGGAUGCUUUAUUUUCAUUGGUUGCUGGAUUAAAUCUUACCCAGAUACAACAGAUACGUUCUUUUCUGAUUGGCUAUUGUGUAGCCCAUUUCUUUUUUUUGAUUGGCUGAUAAGUGUCUCCUCACAGCAGAACUCCAGGGGAGCGCUUGAUUCCUCCACAGUGAGGGCAGCGCGGCUCAUGCUGGCGCGCUGCGGCACAUUAAAACAUUAAAUAGCCGGGAGUUUUUUUCAGCGUGAGAAAUACGAUGCGUGGCGGGAGUGCGUGACUUAAGACCGAAAUGCGUGCGUCUCACGCUCAAUGCGUGACACUUGAGAGCCCUGCUUUGUGCGGCGAUAAAAUCCGCUAGAAGCUAAAGUUUGACAUUUCGGAGAAAAUGAACACGGCUCUUGUGUUUGUUAAAGGUGAAGCUACCGUUAGCUUAGCACACAGACUGGAAGCAGGGGGCAACAGUUAGCGUGGCUUGGUCUCAAACUCACAUUAUAUCUCAUUCGUUGAACCCGUCCGCAAAAGUGAAGUGUAAAAACUAGCAUGUUGUGGUUUUGGGGCAGAAACAAUCGUCACAUAACAGCCCAUAAGAACCACAAUGUCUUGUUUUUGUGACAUUUACAUGACAAACAAACAAGAUAUAAUGUGUUAACGCCAGUUUGUGAGCUUUAGAGAUGCUGGAAGGUGUUUUUUAUUUCGAAUGGAGAAACCUUUGGUGUCGCCAGCAUUUAGCGAAGCUAAGCUAACUGCCUGUUAGCUGUAGCUAAAUAUCCAGCAUACAGCCAUAAACCAGAAAAUAAACUUAUUUCUAAACAUAUUCAACGAUUCAUUUAAAGGAGGGAGGAUUGAUGACUUUAGUUAGAGAGAGUAAUCCCCGUCACACCAUCAACAUACAUCUUCUUCAUUCUUUUUCUCCACAAUAUCCCGUAAAUUGCUUUUCCCCGCCAUCAACCGUGAACACGUGAAACACCAGAGGAAGCCGUGAGAGGUCGUCUCCCGUCUGUGAGGUGGAGGUUGUGGAGGUGGAGGUGGAAGUGGAGGUGGUCCAGACUGGUCAGCAGCCGCAAUGAUCCCUGGAUUGGAGCAAUAGUCGGACUCCCCGUAGUCGUGUACAUGAGACGCUUUUCUUGGUGGCUCAGCUCGUGUGCUCCUUCUGUGUCGUCUGUAAGAAAAGAAACACGGCGCCUUUCCCUGAAGCUCUGAAGACUGGAGGGAUGGAUUUAUUUUGGGUGUAAUGUAUCAUAAACAUGGGCGAUCCCGUGCGUCGGAGGUGUGUGCGAAGCUCUACGAAUAAGGUGCUAACACUCCGCUUCAUUCUGGCUUUUUUUUUUUCUAUAUAUUUUUUUUACUGUGGGUGACCGAAUCCUGGUAGUUUUGUAAUAUUGUUAUUGAAAUGAUCUAUUGCGAAAAGAGGUGUAUAGCUAAAUAAGUUAUUGAUGUUCAGAGUUUUUUUUUUUUUUCAAUGACAAUUCAGCAUUGUUCCUUUUAUUUGAUGUAUAGUUAUGACGGAAGGAAAGAAAUCGUUUGUGUCGCUCUUAAAGUGUAGUUUGUUGUCCGACCGGUUUAUUCCCCAAACGGGAACGGUGACGACGUAAUGGGAUGUUGCGCAACAACUCGGCCACGCGAGCAGCUCUGUGAUGCUGUACUUUUGGCUCGGCAGCGAAACGCUGACAUGAUGACGUUUUGACGUAUGAUGUUUUUACGAUGUUCAUCGUUUUAGUUUAAAGAUGCUCGUUUCGGGGUAAUCUGCGUUGCACAAAAAGUACAGCUGAGGUUGUUUUCGAUCGUCUUUAGUUUUGCAGGUAUUUUAUCAUAAAUCAAAGUAUUGAAAGCGAAUGAAAUUCAUCCUUGAAUUUAUUACGUACCACGUUUCAUGGCAAUCCAACAGCUGUUGAGACAUUUCACUCAAAACCACACACGUGACACUGGAGGAACAGUCUGCGGAUGCCCAAAGCCACGAGGGAUCAUCCUCUGUGGACCGUGAACGGCAGAUCCAGCGGUUGUUGGGAUAUCUCUCAGGAUGCGUGACGACUUUGACGUGCCGGGAGAAAAGGAUUCAUCCCAAGAUUAAUCAUGUCAAUUCAUUAAAUAGUGGAGAGGAAAAUCAGAGAUUCAUCUUCUGGGCAGACAAAAUUCUGAGCAAUCGAUCCAAUAGUUGCCGAGGCCCGUCUGGACCGACGUGACCCCGGAGACGACGGUAACUGAGGUCAAACGGUGAGAGGUCAGGUUGAGGACGUUUCCCCCGGGCGGAAACGCACAUGUCCAAACACAUCGGUCAUGAAACGUUGCUACAAACCGGAUUUCAUUGCUUCAGCGGAGUCACCUGUGAUGCCCGACUUCACCUGCUGCUAUAGGAUGGUUUUAUAGCGGCAAACUCAAAAACAGCCAUGUUCGUUAUGGAUGUAAUAACCACAGAAUAUAUCGAAGGGAAGGUUACAGUCCGGCGUCUUUCCAAACUUUGUGUUUUUUAUUUUCUCUUCCCCGGGGUUAACAUUGAUUGUAAAUAGUCUGAUAGCGACGUAUGGCUGCACACAGUAGGCAAUAUAAUUUUCAGUAUGAUAUGUGCACGUGUGCUGACAGUGAUGCUCUAAACUACUUCAGCCUUCAGCAUCCAAGCUUUGAUUCAUGCAACAUUCAAUUGGUGUUUUUUCAAAGUAGGCCGCAAUUAUAUAAUAAUAUAUUCUAAAAACUCUAAAAGCAGCAGAAGGUAACUGAGCUUUGACCCGUGCAGCCAUGAUAACAACAAAUAAACAAAAUGUCUUUAAUUCAUCACCACGGUUCCUCAGAGGCGUUGGCCACACACACCUGUCACCUGUCAACUGAAGAAUGAUCUUCUCGUUGAACAUUUUCUUUGUGACAAAUAACAUACGUGUGUUUCUGUACUGGACAUCUGAGGGUGAUGGUGUUUAAAAACGUGUGUGAUUGUUACAUUUAUUAUUUAUAAACCAGCCAAAUACCCUUUAUAGAUAAUCCACGUAGACCUGGGGAGGAUUUAAAGUUCAUCAUACAAACUUUUAUGAAUUAAUUAAAACGUACACACAGUCGCUGGGCGACACUGGGUGUUAUAUAUCCAAAUGUACAUACAUAAAUGUGUGAGUGUGUGUGUGUUACCUGCAUUAUAACCUCAUUUUAACUCUAAAGUUAUUCUUUUUGACCAGUUUGAUCCGAAUAUGAAAUGAACAUUGUUAUAAAUUUGAUUUUAACACAGUAUGAUUAUUAUAAUUGUUAUGAUUAUAUGUCUAUCAUUACCAUAUUACUGAUAUUAUUAUGAUGAACUGAAGUGUAAAAUGAGCCUCUGUGUUUUUUUUGUAUGUGUGAAUAUUCAAUAAAUAGGUGUCAACAAGGUC